Mesoplodon densirostris (Blainville's beaked whale) is the source of this 792-nucleotide messenger RNA. It is a transcript of the gene KLK15, whose product is annotated as kallikrein related peptidase 15. The record is from RefSeq and is a predicted model, not a curated record. Gene Ontology annotation, biological process: proteolysis. Gene Ontology annotation, molecular function: serine-type endopeptidase activity. Lineage: Eukaryota; Metazoa; Chordata; Mammalia; Artiodactyla; Ziphiidae.
AUGUGGCUUCUCCUCACCUUCUCCUUCCUGCUGACAUCUGCAGGUGAGGUGGGCCCAGGUCAGGUCCGGUGGCCCAGGAGGGGUGAUGAGUGUGCGCCCCGCCCCCAGCCAUGGCAGGUGGCCCUCUUCGAGCAUGGACACUUUAACUGCGGUGGUUCCCUCGUCUCCCCGCACUGGGUGUUCUCUGCAGCCCAUUGCCAAACGCGCUAUGAAGGCUUAGGCUCCGUGAGAGUGCGCUUAGGCGAGCACAAUCUGCGCCAGCGCGAUGGCCCAGAGCAACUGCGGGCUGUUUCCUCUGUCCCACAUGCGCAUUACGAAGCGCAGAGCCACCGUCACGAUAUCCUGUUACUGCGUCUAACCCGGCCCGCACGCGUCUCUACCAAAGUGCCCCGGGUCCCGCUGCCCACGCACUGCCCCCAGCCCAGCGAGGCCUGUGUGGUGUCUGGCUGGGGCUUGGUGUCUGACAACAAGCCUGGGGCCACACGGAGCCCAGUGUCACAAGCGAGACUCCCAGAUACGCUGCAUUGAGCCGACAUCAGCAUUAUCUGGGCUACAUCUUGUAACGAGGACCAUGCAGGGCGCCUGGUGAACACAACGCUGCGUGCGGGCGUGGGGGGCGGAGGCACGGACUCCCGUGAGGGUGACUACGGGGGACCCCUGGUCUGUGGGGAUGUCCUGCAGGGCAUUGUGUCCUGGGGUGAUGUCCCCUGCGACACAACCACCAAGCCCAGUGUCUGUACCAAAGUCUGCAGCGACUUGGAGUGGAUCAAGGAAACCAUGAAGAAGAACUGA